Cavia porcellus (domestic guinea pig) is the source of this 4295-nucleotide messenger RNA. Its product is annotated as hepatitis A virus cellular receptor 2-like. Gene Ontology annotation, cellular component: mediator complex. The coding region runs from base 76 to 960 and encodes 294 amino acids. NCBI's taxonomy places the organism in Eukaryota, Metazoa, Chordata, Mammalia, Rodentia, Caviidae. The transcript has 7 exons. Gene Ontology annotation, biological process: regulation of transcription by RNA polymerase II. The record is from RefSeq and is a predicted model, not a curated record.
UGUGGUAAGCAGGUGAUUGGAGAAGUACCCAGUUGAGCUGCAGAGUCAUCCUUUGAGUCUUCCUCUGAAGAACCCAUGUUUUCACAUCUUUGUCUUGAGUGUGUCCUGUGGCUGUUGCUACCAUUGCUUACAAGGUCUUUGGAAGAGGGGACUGUAGUGGCAUUGGGUCAGAAUGCCCAGCUGCCUUGCACAUACAGCCUGCCCACAAUGGGGAGUUUCGUGCCUGUGUGCUGGGGCAGGGGAGCCUGCCCUGCAUUCGACUGUUCGAAUUUGAUACUCAGGAUUCAUGAAAAGAAUGUGACAUAUAUGGCGUCCAGAAGAUAUACACUAGAGAGAGACUUCCACAAAGGAGAUGUGUCCCUGACCAUAACAAAUGUGACUCUGGAUGACAGUGGAACCUACUGCUGCCGGGUCCGAUUCCCAGGUCCAUUUAAUGAUGGAAAGUUCAACAUAAAGUUGGUUAUCAGGCCAUUCAAGUUCACUCCCACUCCGACUGCACAGAGAGGCUGGACUCCAACCCUUCCAAGGAUGCUUACCACCAAAGGACGUGGACCAGAGACACAGACCUCAGGAAUGCACCAUGAGAAAAAUCAAAUAAAAAUUUUCACACUGGUUAAGGAGUUCCAAGCUUCUGGAGCCACCACCAGACUAGGUGUCUACAUCACAGCCAGAGUGGGCGCUGUCGUGGCCCUCAAGUUUAUUAUUGGUGCUUUAACUCUCCUGUGGUACUUUCACAGGAAAAAGAACUCACAGAAUGCAAGCCUCAUCACUCUGGCCAGCAGUCUUCCCUCGGGACUCACAAACGCAGCAGCAAAAGGGAUUCGCUCACAGGAGAAAAUCUACACCAUUGAGGAGAACGUCUACACCACGGAGAAUGUCUACACCACGGAGGAAAACGUCUACGAAGUGGAGGACUCCAGUGACCACUCCUGCUCUGUCAGCAGCAGGCAGCCAGAGUGAUGACCUCUGCCUCUUCCAUGCUGUUGGUUUCAGUCCCUUCACUGUUCACCUUGGUACUGUCCUCUUCAAAACAGAUACGUGACUGGUUUUGCAGGUUCUCCCCACAGCCUCCUAAAAGGAUAUCUCCGUUUUCAGAAGAUAACAAGCUCACAUGGGGAUUCAGCGGUGACCCAUGCUGAAUGUAGGCAUAGGAUAACUUCUGUUUUCCAGCCUCCAUGGCUGCCCAACCCAGAGACUUCUAACUGUGGGCGUUAGAGCUCAAAAAUGCUUUUACACAGAUUAAGAAGGCUUUGUUUCACCAGGGUUUGAACCUAAGGUCCUGCUCUUAAACACAUUUUAGAAAAUUUUAUUUUGAGACAGAUUGUUGCUAUGUCACUAAAUUGCCCAGGCUGGGCUCAAACUCUUGAUAUUUCUGCCUCAGUCUCCCUGAGUGUUGGUAUCAAAGGUAUAUACCAGAUAUCUGACUAGGAAUUCUUGCUUUGAAGUCUCUGGACCUCCAAAGAAGUCAGGGACAUGAUGCAUCUAUACAGCUCCUGGAAAUAAGGAUAUUUGUGUGCUGAGAUCUAUGCAUGCUUUUUGGGGGGGGUAUAAAAAUCCUAAAGGGACCACUGAUUUUCAUAACAUCUGUGAUCCUUAAAGAGUUAAACAGGACCACAUUAGGGCUAUAUGAUCUUAAACUCCCUUCUGAUUCUCAAAACUCAUGCCUAUUUGAAUGCUGUCUCCCAGUGUGAGCACCUCUGUGUAGCUCUUUCCCACCUCCAUUAAGAAGCAUGUUCAGUCUGUGGUGUGGACAGAGCUCCUGGGGACAAGGAAGUGUCCCUUGUGUUUGUGGCUAAGUUGUGCUGUCCUCAUGGGGAGGUAGCUCCUCUCUUCUCCCCUCCCCGUCUUGUUCUUUACCCUUGUCUUUCUCCAUGUUUUUUUUUUUUUUUUUCUCUUUCUUUGGUGACAAAGCAGUGUUUUUCACGAAAGAAUCAACCAGUCACUGGGUACACAUUUUUCUGAUGGGAAGCAGGCAGAGGCCACCAGAACUCUGUACUGUCAACAUCAUUUCCUAAAAGGAAGAUAGCAGUCCCUAUGUGUAAGUCUCAAGAUGACGGAACUAGGUUUGUGUUCUUUUUGCUCAUCCUCCAGUGCUGGCCUGGUUCUCCCACACAGCAGAAACAGACUAAUUCUCUUCAGAAUGAAGAGUUAAGUAAACAGGUUAGAUUCCCCACAAGACAUUUCCAUGGAAGAGCUCAAGAAGGGCCCAACUCUUCACAAGUGCCCACUUCCUCUUACUCAGCCACAGCGGUCUUGGUCUCCAACAUCCCUUCCUUUUUGAGGUCCCUGGCAGGCUGGAACUCUUUUGCCUGCUUUCCACCUUCUGCGACCUCCUUAGCUCAUGAACAAUGAAUGAAUCAGCCCUGUGGCCCUGUCACUGCCUGCACACUGCACCUCUCCAGUGGAGGGCUGCAUUGCUCCAGAGUUGCUCUCCGGAGGCCCCCUGGUCCUGGGGGAUGUGCCUCCUGCUUGUUUCCAGCCCCUGGCCAUGUAUGAAUAUCGAUUGUGUGGGCUGCACCUAAGUGGGAGGCACUGGCUUUCUUGAGAAACCCAUGUAAGGGAGAUCAUUUUAUAAAGUCACCCACUGGGGACCUGGCCAAGAUCUCUAGCUACUUGUAUGAGAGGUACAGUGAAAGGGGGAGAUAAGAUAGAGACAAUAGGGGAAUAAUGGUACAAUUCAAAAAGCUAAGUGGUGCAGGGCACGGUGUCAUAUGCUGUAAUCCCAGCACUUGGGAGGCUGAGGCAGGAGAAGUUUGGGGUUAGCCAGGACUGUACAGCUAGCCUGAACUACUGUCACUGGCAAUACCCUAUCUCAAAAACUUAAAAAAAAUUAAAUAAAAAGAACUAAGUGGUUUUAUUUAGUUUACUUUUUUGCUAAUUUGAAAAAUACUUUUUAAGUGGUUCCCGUGUGUUGGGCUCCUUGGUGAUGGGGCCAUGGGUGCCUCCCUGGCCCCAUGGAAUGUCUAGGUGAUCUGACUUUCCAUGUGGAAUGCAGUUCAUGCCCAUUUAUCCAUUCAGUGAAGAUUCAUUAACCACUUCUUCAUGCCACACACUGUGUCUUAAGACUGCAGCCUCUCAGUGAAUGAAAGUUAAGACUACCUGCUCUCAAGGAUAAUAUACUACUUGUCAGAGGAAAAUACUACCUUAAAUCAAAAGGCAAAAGUUACAGGAUUGUAUAUAUAACCAGGGAGGGAUUUUUACUUUAAAAAUGUGGAAUGGAUGGGCAUACUGAUGCACACCUAUAAUCCUCGCACUCAGGAGGCUGAGGCAAGAAGAUCUCUACAAAUUUCAAGCCAGCUGGGCUACAUAGUGAGUCCAGUCCAGCCUGAGCUCUACAGCAUGACUGUCUCAAAAACCCAAAAUGAAACCAAACCAAACCAAAAACACCCCAAAAUAACACGGCCAAAGUCUGAGGUAGGCCUUCCCUUUCUUCCUUUAGGAUGCUUCUGUAAGUUUGCACUGUAUUUUUCCAUUUCCUUUUGCAAUAAACAGUUAAAUUUAAGCAUGAUAUCAGUGUUUCCCUAUCUUUUCUCUACCCCAUAGGAGAAAGUGAAGACUUGGAUAGGUCUUGGUCAAAGUGAAGGCUAGCGAUAGAUUGUAGCAUUAUGUCAAGAGCGGAACUUGGUUUUCAAGAUAGGAUUCACUGUACAUUACACACUUGGAAUGGAGAAGGUGGCAUAGAACAGGGGCAGGAGAAGUUCCUACAAAGAGCCUACAAAUGUGGAAGUUGAAAUUUAAAGAAUUCAAAAUAGCUAGGCAUGUUGGGGAACACCUGUAAUCUCAGCACUAAGGAGGCUGAGGCAGCAGGAUUGCUGCAAGUUUGAUGCCAAGCUAGGCUACAGACAGAAUGACAGCAUCACUGGUCAGUCAUGGGAUAUGGAACUGGAAAGGUUUGAAUCUCUCUUAAAUCCCAAUGUAAUUUUCUAAAAGCACUCACUUUUAAGAAACAAAGCACAUGUGUAAUCCCAGCACUUGGGAGGCUGAGGGAGGAAGAACACUGUGAGUUCAAAAAGCCAACCUGCGUUUGGUAGAUUCAGUGGCCAGCCUGAACGAUAUAAGGAGGCCCUGAUUUUAAAUAAUAAUAGUAGUAAAAAAUAGUAGUAAAAAUAGUAGUAAUAAGUAUAACAAUGACAACAAAUUUCAACUCUUCCCUUCCAAAACCAUAAGCUCAAUAACCCUAUGUUUUUAUAAGUUAACCAGUUUGUGUGAAUAUGUAUGUAUUGGAUAAGCUGGAGAAUUAUAUAUUAGCUUUUUGGUUUAUGUCUCUAACAAAAAAUAAAGCUUUGUUAUUAGUA